Capsaspora owczarzaki ATCC 30864 is the source of this 5961-nucleotide messenger RNA. RefSeq lists its product as hypothetical. The record is from RefSeq and is a predicted model, not a curated record. The transcript is spliced from 2 exons. NCBI's taxonomy places the organism in Eukaryota, Filasterea, Ministeriida, Capsasporidae. Bases 1 to 5961 code for a protein of 1986 amino acids.
AUGGACAUUGCGCUGCUCCGCAAGGAUGCCGACUUUUACUCGGUGCACUACAUGGCGCUUGCUUUCAAGAUGCCGAAUGAUGGCCUGUCUGAGCUGCCCUUCUCCAUGACUGCCGGCAACCAGUACUACAUUGAAGCGAUUUUGUACUAUCAUGGCUUGCCCAGCGGCCUCACCCGUCCCGCUGUCACGUUGGAAGUGUUUUCGACAAUCUAUGAUCCAAAGCUCACACCCGAGGUUGGAAACGCUCCCAUGGUGUUCUACCAUCCAGAGCGUGCACGCAUUGCUUUGGGUUGCUGGGCUGCUGCUGAACCCGAGUAUGCAACUCUGGCCUCGGCCCACCAACAGCUUGAAUUGGAGGCUUUUGCAGUAACUCGCGAGCCGAAAGAGGAUUUUUACGCCGCGCGCUUCGAGUCGAAUAGCCCGAUCGAGAUCUUUGAGACCUACUUUGUGACCUUGCGUCUCAUUGGCCUUGGUGGUGAUGGUGUGACGCGACACAACUUGACGGUUAUGACUGACAUUGGGUCUUGGCGGUGCUAUCCGCGCUCAGAGACUAUAUUAUGCGGCUUUUUUACCACCACAUUCAUUCCCGACUUGGACUCGCUUGAAUUGCUUGAAUUGGUCGACUCCCCAUUCCAGAUUUUGGCUGUGACUAUCAAUUCCGUACGCAACGCAAAGGUGCCAACAGUCACGUUUACCUUCCCCUCAGCGGCAACCAAUGGGCAGUCGCAGUCGUUUAUUUCAGGAUAUCACGCGUCAUCCUCCAAGACAACGAGCAUCUGCGUUAACAGUCCAUUCCACUUCAUCGACGCGGCGGCCGAUUUGGCGGCGGGUCGUUUCCGUGCUGCCAGCCUCAUCACAUACGGUUUUGAUCUUGCGACUCCUCGCGCUUCAGACCCGCUUGCUCUCUAUCCUUUGUCCAGUGCGGAUGAUGAGCGUCGCAGCCGCCGUAGCCGUCGUGAGGUUAAUUCACCCGAGUCGCAGUACCUCGUCGACCUGUCAAUUGCCGAGGACCAGCUGGAGUUUCUGGCAGUCGGCCGCGAGGCCAUCUGGCGCACAACUCCUUCGACCUCGCAGGUUGGCAAUGACACGCACAAUGAGCUCUAUACGGUUCCGGCUACGGAUGCACAGUAUGCCACAAGCAACAUUGGCAUGCCUGCCAUCAGUGCUUCUGGGUUGAAGCCCGUCUGGCGUGUUACCUUUGAUGCACCGGCUGUCGUACAUCGAGUCGAGCUCUCCAUUCCGACUGUGUACAUGGAUGAGCAUCCAGCGCACUACGCUGAGGUGUUUGAUAUUGUCCUGUACAAUUCUGCCGACCUGCCGCUUCGUUCGACUCGCGUCUUUGGCCAACGCACACACAUCUGGGCGAAUGUGGAUGCCACCCAGGCCGCUUACCUGGAGAUUCAGGGCGUCUCUGAUCGUGCUGUGCAGCUCGCACUUGAUCGCGUCCGUGUCAUUGGCGGCUUUGAGCGCGAUUGUCUCCCUCUUGUGUCGUUUGAUCUGGCAUAUCUUGCCAACGACAUUCGCUUGGCUGGCGAGGUGGUCCACGUCUCGAAUGCAUCACUGGGCGCUUCCGUUUUGGCCUCCAGUCCACAGAAUUACCUGGUGUACUCGGUGCUUUCUGACUGGCACCCAGCUAGUACGAGCUCACUGCCGCAGCUCAAUUCAGCCGCCAUCGCACAGCUCUACAUCACCAACAGCGACAACCAGCAGCAGGUUGUCACGGAUGCAUCCUUUGAGUCCGCACUCGAUGAUUUGGUGGCUUCGUGGCUGAAUGGUGAUCUUGCCAACAACGGACUCGCUCUCCGCCUCGACCUGGACCAAGUCGGUAAAGCGAGUUUCGACCGUGACGAGUUUACUCUGUCGUUCAACCUGCGACGCUUCCUUUGGCGUAACACUUCGUUGAGCGACUGUUCUGCGCGAUGCGGCGCAGGUGUUCAACAUGCAAUUAUUCAAUGCUAUGAGCGCACCCACAGCGACAACGGACAGCCUCAAUACAUUGUCGUGGACGAUUCGUUCUGUCGGUCCAGCAUUCGCCCGCCCGCAACAGUUGCAUGCGAUGCUUUCGAUUGUGACUACGAGUAUCGACAGCUCUGUGGCGAUUGUCUUUGCACUGAAACCUCGUGCCAGUUUUCCGAGGCGCGGCAAUCGACGCUUCAAUGCUUGCACAACGCUGGCAGUGGCGGCUCGGAAGUUCCAGUUUCGGCGUCUCUCUGUGAGAUGCACGGUCUCCAGAAGCCAAACUCCACAACCUGCCCGAGCUGCAACUGCACUUCUGGAUGUGAGCUCAAGUGGGAAGUGUCGACGUGGUCAUCCUGUGAACCUGCGUGCGGCGCUGGCACUCGCACUCGUAAUAUCACCUGUACUCGCCGCGAUCCAUCCCAUCCGCUGCAUUUCUGGCCCACUGCAACUCCAUCCGAAUGUGCACGUCUUUCUGAUCCUCCGAGUGCCCUCGAGUCGUGCUACUCGCGUGAUGGCUGCUCGAACGGCGAUGUCAACACAGGCCUCGAUCCAUCUGCUGCCGUUUGGCCAAUUCUCGCCGAGACCCGCAUCCUCGAACUCAACAGCACAAUCUCGCGUGUUGAAUCCUUGAUCCAACUAGGCGAGCCGCACCUCUCCGCCGAGUUGCUUGUUGCGCAGAUUGCUCGCGACACGCUGUCAGCGCGUUUCGAGAGCCAAGUUGUCGACUCACGCACAAGCAUGGACUUGGCCAAGCUGUCCGUCGAACUCGAGGUGGUCGAUCUGCAAAACGAGCUGUCUGCGUCCCACACUCGCCAAGAGUCCGAUCUGCCGACCAAAACGGUUGCUCUCGAGCAGCUGGAGCUGGACGCUCGUAUGGCAUCUGCACGAGCGACAAUCAACAUGCCUGGGAGUGGCGUGACGUCGUACAAGAACAUUGGCAUGCUCGGAUUCGGAUACCACAUCUUCAAGGGCAACCCUCUUCCGUCGUCCGGUGUCGAUCCCGGGUUCACCUUGCCUGUCCUCAAGGUGGAUUACUCGAUGCGUCGCAUGACCGCUGAUGGCAGCACGAUGCUUCCUGACCGCGUCGCCGUCAUUCCGUACGCUCCGCGCAGUUUGACAGUCGUUCCCACCUCUGCUCUCGUUGAAGGUGGAGGUGCCAAGUUUUCGGCGUCGAACGACUACAAGCAGGCCUCAGAGAUGCAUCAGUCGUCCGAAUCUGUUUCAAUCACCACCAUUGGCACCGUCUUGACAUAUGUGGCAGAGUUCCUGGAUGACACGCCUCCGCUCGCCGACCAUGUCAUUGAGAUGUUCAACGCGCUCCCGCCGCCCGCGUGCUGUGAUGGUCUUGUGCUUCCCUCGCACGCUGGAGUGAGCAAGGAUCGUUCGGCGUGCACCGCAAUCCAUGCAAACUGUGGCGACCUUUACCUUCGGUUUUUGGACAAGGUGGGGACCCACACCCUCAUCGGCGUCCACAUGGGCGGGAAGUCCAUUCGAGUGUACACCAUGGCACAAACCGAGUUUGAGUCGAGCGUGGAACAGUCGGAUGCCUUCAAGUCAUCACUGUCGCUUUCGUCUUCUGGAAUCGAGUCGAGCUCCAUCGACACGUCCUUGAGCAUCAACAAGCAAAGCUCCCUUAAGCAAGCCGUCAAGGAUCGCACCGAGUCCCGCCGCGAGACGUUCAUGGGUGGUGACGCAACCGCAGGCACAAGUGAUCCAGAAGACCCCACAAACAUGGACGGUGACAAAGAGUGGAGCACGACAGUGUCGAAGAAUCCAGUUCCGAUCAAGUACAAGUUGGUGCCCGUGCUGCAGGUGCUGGCUGUCGCGCGUUUGUCCAAUGGCACCAACCAGGAGCUUGUCGGCUUGAAGCUCGACCUUUUAACCCGUUUCUACCUGCAAGUGUGCGCAAGCACACCUGGUGCUGACUGCGAAGUCCCGGCCAAGGCAGACGAGGUGGGAGUGCACUUUGGCGACUAUGUCACCCUCUCUCAAGUCAUCUCGGCAAGCAAUCACAUGGUCAUGGCAGAAGACCCCAAGCAAGGCAGGCUGAUUGCUCGUCAGGUGCCAGCGUCGAACGAGGACGUGGCAGACACGCACAUGGACAUUGUCAACCUUCCUGAUGGCGUUGUCUGCUCGUCGUGUGGUGAUUCAAGCCGCUACUUUAAUGGAGAAGCUUGUACAAUGUGCAAGAAUCCACACACGACUUGUGCACCAGUCCAGCACGAGUCGUGGUCCGAGGUCAUCCGAUCUGCAAACCGUGAGAGCGACAAGGGACCGGCUGGCAUCUAUCAGGUCAAGGGCGUCUCUUUCGACCAGUGUAAGCAAGCGUGCAUGGAGCGUCCCUCAUGCAAGGCCGGCGUCUACUUGACCAAUGCAGCCCAUGUGGACCAAGUGGUCGAAUGUAACCUGUUCGGCGAUCACCCUGAGAACGCGUUUGUUCGGCGCGGUGGUGAGCAUGACGACAACUGGUACAUCUUCCAGCGCUGGGGUUGCUUCAGCGCACAGCAUCCAGACUUUUUCACUGGCUGGAGGGCCUACGGCGCCAGCUCCUUCCGAAAGCAGCCGGUCGUCGACGUGGGCCUCGAGCGAUUGCGCAUCAUUUCUCCGUCGAGCGUUACGACAGGCAUCUCUUCGCCAGUUACGUAUGGCCGUCUCUUCAUGCUCGCCACGUCGUCGGGACUGGUGGUGCGGUCGUUGCAGCGCGACUGGUUUGACAUUAAAGCAACGAACGAGCAGUUGAGCACACUGCCGCUUCGUUUCCGCUUUGUCAGUCGCACUGCGGCAACUGGCACUGUUGUCCACUAUGGAGACAAUGUUGCAAUUGAAGAGGUCAUUGUCACUGGCCAACUGAGUCCGUCCGACCAAGCAGCCUUGCUGCAACGAACGCGUUUCCAGCGGAUGGAGCCGCACUAUCUCACCAUCAACAGCGGCAAUGGGUUGGUUCCCAUCAGCCAGAAUAUGACUGUGCGCUCUCGUAUGCUGACAGAGAUUGGCGAUCUGGAAUGGACUGUUCACCUGUCUCGCAAUCCGACCAGCACGAGCCUCUCGUCCGUCACUCCGCUGUUGUCGUACAGCCGGCAAGGAGACGAUGUGCUGAGCCGCACGUUGCUGUUUUCUGCGACAGUUGACCUGCUCGAGAGUGCCGGCGUUGACGACUUGAACACGUUGCAAGCUCGCUUGACGUUUAACGAUCCCGUCACUCGCGACUCGCCAAUCGCCCAGUACCCAGGCCGCGACCGCCUCUCCACGAUCACCGAUGACGCCUUCCUGACCCGGCUCGAUUUUGUCGUGCAGCUGCUGCGUCCGACCACUGCCGGGCUUGCCUUACAUCUGGCUUCCAGCUCGGACGCAAUCCUGACGUCCGGAAAUGCAGGCAUUGCGCGAGAGGUGAAGAUUUCCUCGGUGCGUAUUUCAACCCGCGGUCGUUCCAGUACUGCCUACCAGUUUGUUAUCAAGCUCGCCGAGCCAGCCCAUGAUGGCGACGUGCUGAGCGUUUCUCUCAGUUCUCCAGAGCUGGUCAAGUCCACCAGCCAGGGUGUGUCUGUGGCUCCCGCUGACAACCAAGCCCUGUCCGAGCUUGUGCUUCCAGUUCGCUUCCAGCUGAGCAACAACUCGAGCAUUGUGUUCCAUUCCACUUCAAGCAACGGUGCCGAGACGACCGUGCCACUGACGUUUUCGACGGGUGUUGUGAAUGCCGAGCGUGACUUCCCCUCGGUCUCUGACUUUGUCGUGACGGACAGUUCUUCGCCGGCGCGUCUUUUGACGAUUGUUUCGGCGCAGUGCCAGGUUAUGAAUGGGACUGGAAACGCGCUGGUGUUGGACUCUGUUCGGCACGAGGCAGACGUUCAAUCGGGAUGCGUGCAUGUCCUUGUCGGAGUUGCGACCAGCGAUCGCAUGCACCUCACCUUGCCCUUGUACAUUGACGUCGUUCAGGCGCGUAUCCGUGCGGCCCAACGUGUCGAAUAUGCCGAGCGGCGCCGUGUGGCGUUUUAUGAUGAAUGA